AAGAACAUCCUGAAAGCGUCUGAGAGAGUUACGAAACACCGCAACCACUUUCAGACGGUCUCUGAAGUCGGCAGAAGCAGCGGUACGAAGAAAACUACUAGAAACAUGACCAGAUUUCUGCAUGUCAUCAUCUGUUUCCUCACAGGCGGAGCACUGGCAGAUGUGAUCAGUCUGGAGGCUCGUGUUGGAGGAGAUGUUCAGAUCAGGUGUUCUCACGGCUUUGCCCACAAAAACGUGAAGUACUUCUGCAACAAGACGUGUUUAAAUCGGGACGUUCUCAUUAAAAGUGAUCGAAUGCGUAAUCCAAACAGGAAGGGGAGGUAUACGUUAUUGGAUGAAGGUUCAGGAGUCUUCACCGUGACCAUCUCUGGUUUGAAAAAGUCAGACUCUGGGACUUACUGGUGUGGAGUUCAAAGAAUGGUUAAAGACACGUAUCUCCAGGUGAUUCUAACAGUACUGGAAGCUCCAGCAACCACGUCAUAUACCCAGUACCCAACAGCCAGUCACCCAGGAAACAGCCAAUCUGAUGCAUCAGUAAAAAGUACUGAAUCACGGACAGAGUCAGAAACAUCUUCCACCAUCACGGGGGACUUCUUCACAACCACAGAUACAACAAACCCUGAAACACCUGAAAACAGACAGCUUGUUUACAUCGGCUCUGGUCUGGCCUGUUUGGUGCUGAUUUCUGCCAUCUGUCUUUUAAUUCUGAUAAAACAAACUAAAAAACGCAAAUCUGAAAAACACAAAGCUGGGAAGGCUCAGAUCGACUGUAAUAAUAAACACAGCAAACCAGAGAAGGACCUUCAAAUCCCCAUGAAAACCAAUCAGCAGAAAACCCCUGAAUCCUUCUCAGCCAAUCAGAGCACACCUCCCAUUAAGAACCCUCACCCAGACCCCAGUUCUUCUAUAUACUCCAACAUUACUCCACACUCUGAAGUGAACUUCGCCCGUCAGUCUGAGGACAUCCAUUACUCCAGCGUUAUCUUCAUCAGAGAGAGCGACGCCCACAAUUCCCACCUCGACUCGUCUCCAGGAGAAACAGCAGGACCUUCAGUCUCGCUCUACUCUACUGUGAUUCCUGCAGACAGUUCACUCUCCGCUAAAAACACUACUGCAGUUAUAUAUUCCACUAUAGGGAAAGAAAGCUAGAGCUAAAAGCUAAUCCAGCUGACCCACUGUCACACCUUGCUUACAGGUGAGGGUGGUUGUGCCGCAAAAAGGUAGUGGGGUUGUUGAAAAAUAACAAAAAUUAUGGCAAACCACAGUAGCACAUCUAGUGCAAGUGAUUUUAUUAGGUGAAAGGUGCAACAAAAAAUAAGGUAGUCAACAAAGCAAAAGAAAAAGAAAAAGAAAAAAAAGAGGGGUCCCCUUUAGGACGUAGAGCCCUCUCACAACAGCGCAAAUCGUUCCGGGACAAACCAAGAAACCGGUAAAAGUUGGAUCCAUAUGUGAUUUCUCAAGAAAUGUGCAGUUAUAUUGCAGCGGCUAAUUUUUUAAGAGUUUUUGAGCAUUCCCGUAAUGUCAAAUACACAUUGAAUCCUAGGUUGUGCUAUAGAGCCAAUGAAAUACGUAUAUAUGAAAUUUAAAUUUAAGAUCAAAGAACAGCGUAAGUAAAUAAGGCCUGUAAAAUUUUGUAAGUUUUUAUCCAUUGUAACCUCCUCAAACACCUACCAACACCAAAACAUAUUCACUUCCUGUUUUAAUGGGGUAUCUCAAGCAAUUCAACUGUCCGCCAUUUCGUCCUCGU
Molecule: messenger RNA, 1747 nt
Organism: Astyanax mexicanus (Mexican tetra)
Lineage: Eukaryota; Metazoa; Chordata; Actinopteri; Characiformes; Acestrorhamphidae
Product: CMRF35-like molecule 3
Exons: 6
Coding region: 106-1149 (347 amino acids)
Source: RefSeq, a predicted model, not a curated record